Molecule: messenger RNA, 1818 nt
Organism: Helianthus annuus (common sunflower)
Lineage: Eukaryota; Viridiplantae; Streptophyta; Magnoliopsida; Asterales; Asteraceae
Product: ELKS/Rab6-interacting/CAST family member 1-like
Exons: 3
Coding region: 1-1818 (605 amino acids)
Source: RefSeq, a predicted model, not a curated record
AUGGAGGAUCAUCUUCAACAGCUUCAAAACAACAACAACAAUCAGUUCCGAAAAAACCUUUUCCAGUGCAAUAUUGCUAUAGACCUAAAAAAUGCACAAAACUUCGGUGAAGAAGCAGCUAAGCAGCAAAUGGUUUUUUUGGCAUCCAUCUUGGAAUCCUAUGAGAGCCUUGUUGCUGGAAAUAUUGGAAAUACUAACCUCACCAAGGAAGACUAUGAUCAAAUCGACCCUGAAGAGAUGGAGUUAAUUGACAUCAGGUGGUGUAUGGCUAGUGAAGUCAGAAGGGCUCAAAGAUUCAUGGAGAUAACAGCUGCUGAUGAAACGACAAACCCUUUCCGUGAGGAUUAUUACAAAAGAGCCAUCUAUCAUCAAAACAAAUCGGAACCUCCACGAAUGAAACAGAUAGAAGAAAAUCCCAAAGAAAAGUCGAGAGCAUUAGUUGUUAUCCAUGACGAUGAGGGAUACGAUUGGAGUGAUGUGCUGCCAGAAGAAGAUGCAGUGGGUUAUGCCUUUAUGGCAAAGAUCGUUCCUUUCAAGGAUACACGGACAGAGGAAGAAAAAUAUGUCAGCAGAAAGAGUUUAGCCCUAACCAUGAAAGACAGACAUUUUCGUGCAUGGAAAGAAGCUAAAAGCGCGAAGAGAUGGGACGCUGACAGAGAAUGUUAUUUGGAUCCUAAGGGAAAUAUACUUGUGGAACCAUCAACACUUCUAGUCGAGACUCUGAUCGAGCAAAUAGCAGAAGAGGAAGAAGCAAAUCAAAGAUUGUGUUGGGGAAGUGAUGAAGAAGAAGAAAAAGAAAAAGAGUUACAGUCGAAAAAGAUUGAUGAUGGGAUAAUCGACACGACGAAAGAAUUCACAGCAGAAAAUCUGAAGAAAAUGGCUGACAAAGUUCUUGCAGCGAAAGAGUUAGAGGUAGAGUCUAAGUCCAGAACUGAGUCAAAGAGCAAGGUCAGUUCUAAUGAUUCAACCAAUGAGUCAGGUAAGACUGAUGAAGCUAAAAGUGAAAGUGACUGCAAAAAUUGCAUGAAAAACUGCAAGGUUUGUAGCACACUUGCUUACCUCAGUGGUAAAAAGACUGAAGAGCUGACAGAAAGAGUCAGAGAAGUUGAAAAGCAGAUCUUAAGUCGUGAUAAGUUGGUAAAGGCUUCAAAUGACAGAUUAAAAGAAUUAACUGAUACACUUGAAAAAGAUAAAAUUGACGUAGAACGAAUCAAGAAAGAAAAUGAAAAAUUAGUUCAUGAAAAUCGUCAACUUUCAGAAAAUUAUGAGAAGCUAAAAAGAACAACAAAAGAUUCUGAUGAAAGAAAUGAUAAAACAGUCAAAGAAAAUUUUCAACUAACAGGAGUACUUCAGUCAAAAGAAAAGCAAAUCAACCAACAGUUGGAUGAGAUUGCUAAUCUGAAGCUUCAGUUUCAGGAAGCUAAGAUUGAGAAUGAAUGCAUCAAUGUGAAACUCAAUAGUUACAACUCCGCAAGUUUUGUUCUUCAACAUAUCGUUCCUAAACCAAUUGGGAAGAACAAAGCAGGCGAAAAUGUUUACUCGGAUGGAACUGGGUUUGGGUAUCAUCAGAAUCCCGGUGACUCAUGGCGAUUCAACUAUGACACUCUGUGGGAUUCGUUUGUCAUGGAGGAAGAACUAGAGUUUUUUUAUGAGUUAGAUAUUCUAAGAGAGUAUGAAUCAUCACAGGAAAGGUUUCCAGCUGAGUCUUCAAGGCGUCAAUGGCAAACUUCAAAUGAUAAUGAAGCCGGUCCAAGCAAUGCUAGAGAACAUGAUGAUAUUCAGCAAUCUUCAGAACGUGAACAUGCUCCUGAUAAUUAG